UUUCUACCUGCACCCAUCACGGCUAAAUCAUUCGUUGACCAACUCAGUUUGGACGGUGGUCAUCAAUGAUUUUGCUAUCAAGUUUGUGGUGAUGGCGCUGAAGUGCUGCGUUGCCAUGCUUCACACGGCCAUCAUUCCCUAUCGCCGCAAGGGCAAGUACUACCUGCUGUUGGAGAACUUAUCACACUCGUACCGCACUCUCAUACCGAUACCCGUGUGGGUGUGUUACUUUGCCGACCGGCACACGACCGGCCUUGCCUUCUGCAUCGUCAGCAUCAUCGCCUACGUCAUCAUUAAGUGUUUGGCACUGAUGCGCAAAGCCAGGCGGUUACAUGAUGCCAGCAAAGUGUUCUUCAAAGAUCGGCGUUAUGGAUGCCGUCCGUCGGGUGAUGCACUGGCGCAAGCUGGAAGCUCUUGUCCCAUCUGCCAAGAAGAUCUGAAGGAGCCUACGAUGCUGCCUUGUCGCCACAUCUUCUGUGAUGAUUGUGUGUCCAUGUGGUUUGACCGGGAGCGCACCUGUCCGCUUUGCCGAGCGCUGGUUGCUGACGAUCCUCAGUGGAGAGAUGGCGCUACGUCGAUUUCUGUACAUAUCUUCUGAGAGCCGUUUAUGCCGAUCACGUCCAUGAGACCCAUUUUGAGCCAGUAUUCACCUUUCAUUGCCUUUUUAUUGACAUUUAACCAGAUUCCGUGA
This is a messenger RNA of Sycon ciliatum, 691 nucleotides long. Its product is annotated as RING finger and transmembrane domain-containing protein 2-like. Gene Ontology annotation, molecular function: ubiquitin protein ligase activity. Gene Ontology annotation, biological process: positive regulation of ERAD pathway. NCBI's taxonomy places the organism in Eukaryota, Metazoa, Porifera, Calcarea, Leucosolenida, Sycettidae. The record is from RefSeq and is a predicted model, not a curated record.